Molecule: messenger RNA, 1473 nt
Organism: Cordyceps fumosorosea ARSEF 2679
Lineage: Eukaryota; Fungi; Ascomycota; Sordariomycetes; Hypocreales; Cordycipitaceae
Product: arrestin (or S-antigen) domain protein
Exons: 1
Coding region: 1-1473 (490 amino acids)
Source: RefSeq, a predicted model, not a curated record
AUGCCUCACCUCGUCGCCAACUUCCUGCGGUCCUCGACCGGCAACAUUUCACAGAUCAAGAAUGCCGCCCGCUCACGCACCGCCUCCCGCAAUGCCUCGUGCGAGUCGUCCAGGAACAACUCCAUCUCUGGCAGCCCCUACGAUUCCGACACCGAAGACACCUCCAAGACCCACGAUUUACUCGAGGCCGUUAAGAAGCACCACAAACUCUCACUUCACUUUGGUCGGUCCUCUAGCUCCCCGGUGCGCGAGCUGAAUCCGGCCUCCUGCAGCGUAGCCGCCGUUGACUGGAACAUUGAGAGCCCGCCAAUCAUCUUCCACGGCACCCGCGAGGACAGCACCGGCGCCAUUGUCUCUGGCCAGAUCUUCCUCGACAUCAAGGAGGACACUGUCGAUAUUGACAGCUUUAAAGCAAAUCUCAGCAUCCACACCACAUACAAGCGCCCAUGCCAGGGCCACUGCGCGGAAUGCCAAAACCAGGUCACCGAGCUACAAGCCUGGGUCUUUCUCGACCAUACUACCAAACUGCAUCGCGGCCGGCACGCGUUUCCCUUCUCUGCACUACUGAGUGGCGAGCUGCCCGCGAGUACCAACACCCCUCUCGUCUCUAUCGCCUACGAAUUCAAGGCCGUCGCGCAAGUCUCGCGCCACGCCACCGGUACCAGCACGCCGAUUCAGCUCAAGUUUGACCGCACGCUGCUGGUCAAGCGCUCCGUUCCCGAGCCGCUCUUCCCGCACCACUCGGUCCGCGUUUUCCCGCCGACUAACAUCAAGGCCAGCGCUGACUACGCCUCGGUCGUUCACCCGACCAGCACCAACAAGCUGACGCUCAAGCUCGACGGGCUCAUGACGCACAACGAAAAGGUCAAGACGGUCGACCUGUGGAAGCUCAAGAAGGUGACGUGGAAGCUCGAGGAGACGAUCAAGACGGUCGCGCCGGCCUGCGACAAGCACGCGGCCAGCGCCAGCACCAUCGGGGAGGUCCGCGGCACCGUGCGCAACGAGGUGCGCGUGAUUGGAGAGAAGCAGCUGCACGAGGGCUGGAAGUCGGACUACUCGGGCCACGACGGCUCCGUCGACAUGGAGCUCGACUACAGCAUCAACCAGGCGCGCAACAGCGCGGGCGAGCUCAAGUACGCGUGCGACACCAAGACGGCCGACAGCACCGAGGUCUCGCACUCGCUGCUGCUCGAGCUCAUCGUCUCCAAGGAGUAUGCACCCGAGGGCAGGGCCCACCAGGCCACGCCGACCGGCACCGGCCGCAUCCUGCGCAUGCAUUUCGCUGUCGUUCUCACCGAGCAUUCAGGUCUCGGCGUCAGCUGGGACAACGAGGCGCCGCCCAUCUACGAGGAUGUGCCGCCCAGCCCACCGGCCUACCCGCUCGAGUCGCCCAUCGACUACCAAGAUCUGGAACCGCUUUACGCGCGUCCUUCGAGCAUUGACGCCUCGGCGGAUGAUGUCCCGUCACCUUAG